AUGACCUCCCUACCAUACACCACCCAAGCUGCUGGGAGCAACAGCCAAGAUGAGUAUGCUAUUCUCGAAGAGCCUCUGGGUACUACCCGUCAUCUCCGCAUUGUUACAAUCGGAGCUGGAAUAAGUGGAUUGAAUAUGAUACGGGCUUUGCGGAAGACAAUGUCAAAUUAUGAGCAUGUUGUGUACGAAAAGAACCCCGAAGUCGGAGGAACUUGGUACGAAAACCGCUACCCAGGCUGCCAAUGUGACCACCCAUCGCACAACUACCAGUUUACAUGGAAUCCAAACGCGAGAUGGUCGCAGUUCUCUGCCAAAGCACCUGAGAUCCAGGAGUAUAUUCUUCGCUGUUGCGAGGAGGAAAAUAUGCGUCCCGAGAUAAAGCUUUCACAUCAAAUCGUUGGCGCAUGGUGGGAUGAUGCUUCCAGCCGAUGGAGUUUGAAAAUCAGGAAUCUAGUCACAGCGGGAAUGGUAGAUGAUCAUUGCGACUUUAUUCUGAACACUACCGGGAUUCUGAAUAAUUGGAAAUGGCCGGAUAUUCCAGGAUUAAAUGAUUUCAAGGGAGAUCUUGUCCAUAGCGCUGCUUGGAAAGAAGAUUUUCAAUAUCAAGGCAAACGAGUUGCUGUCAUUGGAAAUGGAUCUUCGGGGGUACAGAUUGUGCCAGCAAUCCAACCGGAUGUCGAGGAGCUUGUACAUCUUAUUCGCUCGCCAACUUGGAUUGCCCCGCCCCAAACCGAGCGAAUGCUAAAAGGUGCAUCCGCCGAGGUCAUGAAGUCAGCCCGCAUGGAUGGCGAAAAAUUCACACCAGAGCAGAUAGAACGAUUCGCGGGGGACUGGGAGUAUUAUCGGUCUUUUAUCAAGGCCACAGAGGAGCAGGUCAAUGCUCGCUUCAGAACCAUGGUGAACAACGACGGACUUGCCGAUCAGCUCCAGCAGAAUCUUGUAACUCACAUGAAAGGUGUUCUCAAAGAUGACCCAGACCUUAUUCGCGCAGUUAUCCCAACUACCUUCCCUGCUGGUUGUCGAAGACUCACCCCGGGCCCGGGAUACCUCGAAUCUCUCAGUGAGUCCAACGUGAGAGUAGUCACGGAAGGCAUCCGUAAAAUUCUACCCGGGGGUAUUGUACUCGUUUCAGGGGAGUUUGUGGAAUUAGAUGCCAUUAUCUGUGCAACUGGAUUCGACGUCUCAUUUUGCCCGCGCUUCCCAAUACAUGGGAAGAAUGGUCAUAAUUUGCAAGAUAUUUGGACCAAAAACCUUCCCGCUGCUUAUAUGUCCUGUGCGGUUGCAGAUAUGCCCAACUACUUUGUUUUCAUGGGCCCAAAUGCACCGAUCGGCCACGGCAGUGUACUCAGCAUUGCAGAACAGGUUGCGAGGUAUAUUGUGCGGAUGCUAAAGAAAUGCCAAAUCGAAAAUAUCAAAUCGGUCACCGUCCGCGCCGAAGCAGUUCAGGAAUUCACUCAACAUACGCACACCUUUCUUCCCCGGACUAUCUGGGCGGGCAAUUGUCGCUCCUGGUACAAAAAUGGCACAGUGGAUGGUCCGAUCACGGCUUUGCAUCCUGGGAGUCGAAUUCACUGGUUCCAUAUGAUGGAGAUAUUCCGUCCAGAAGAUUAUGAAUUUGAAUACCAAUGUCUAGAUAAUCGUUUCCAGUUUCUCGGGAAUGGCUUCUCUGUCAGAGAGAGCGCGAAGAACCCGAAGUGGUAUUUGGAACAGCUGGAUGACUUCUCAGAAGCUUUAUUUCCCAGUUAA
Molecule: messenger RNA, 1746 nt
Organism: Penicillium vulpinum
Lineage: Eukaryota; Fungi; Ascomycota; Eurotiomycetes; Eurotiales; Aspergillaceae
Product: flavin-containing monooxygenase
Exons: 4
Coding region: 1-1746 (581 amino acids)
Molecular function (GO): N,N-dimethylaniline monooxygenase activity; flavin adenine dinucleotide binding; NADP binding
Source: RefSeq, a predicted model, not a curated record